Messenger RNA from Glycine soja, 2081 nucleotides. RefSeq names its product pyridine nucleotide-disulfide oxidoreductase domain-containing protein 2-like. NCBI's taxonomy places the organism in Eukaryota, Viridiplantae, Streptophyta, Magnoliopsida, Fabales, Fabaceae. Gene Ontology annotation, molecular function: oxidoreductase activity. The record is from RefSeq and is a predicted model, not a curated record. Bases 48 to 1745 code for a protein of 565 amino acids. The transcript has 15 exons.
GCCAUUGCACCAUCUUAUUAACACCACAAACUCCACUAACUGACAAAAUGUGGCGAAGGAGCUUCAGCAGCAGCACCGCCGCCACCACCGCGACUCUGAAGGGCAAGAAAUGGGACGCGCUGAUAAUCGGUGGCGGCCACAACGGCCUGACGGCGGCGGCAUAUCUCGCCCGGGGAGGCCUCUCGGUGGCGGUGCUUGAGCGGCGCCACGUGAUCGGCGGCGCCGCCGUGACGGAGGAGCUGGUUCCAGGGUUCAAGUUUUCGCGGUGCAGUUACCUUCAGAGCCUGCUGAGACCGUCCGUUAUAAAGGAGCUGGAGUUGGGGAAGCACGGUUUGAAGCUUCUGAAGCGCAAUCCGUCGUCGUUUACGCCCUGCCUCGACGGACGCUACCUUCUCUUAGGGCCCGACAAGGACCUCAACCACUCUGAGAUCUCCAAAUUCUCACUCGCAGAUGCUCAGGCUUAUCCAAGAUAUGAGAGUCAGCUUGAGAGCUUCUGUAAGUUCAUGGAUCUAGUGCUGGAUUCGCCCCCACCUGAAUCUGUGCACCAUAAAUCGUCUAUUAAUGAAAAACUGAAGAAUAAAAUACAGAAUUCAGUAUUUUGGGCAAGUUGUCUGCGGCAGGUGUCUUCCUUGGGGCAAAAGGAUAUGGUGAACUUUAUGGACCUUCUGUUGUCCCCAGCUUCUAAGGUUUUGAACAACUGGUUUGAGACAGAUGUUCUGAAGGCAACCCUUGCAACUGAUGCUGUGAUAGGCAGUACAGCCAGUGUCCACACCCCAGGAAGUGGCUAUGUGCUGCUACAUCAUGUGAUGGGCGAAACUGAUGGGGAACGAGGAAUUUGGUCAUAUGUUGAAGGUGGAAUGGGCUCAAUAUCCAAGGCUAUUGGUAAUGCUGCUAUUGAAGCUGGAGCUCAUGUUGUAACCAACGCUGAGGUGUCUCGGUUAUUGAUUGAAAACACUAGCACUGUCUGUGGGGUGACUUUGGCUGAUGGUACUGAAGUGCAUUCUUCAAUUGUUUUGUCUAAUGCAACUCCAUACAAAACUUUCAUGGAAUUAGUGCCCAACGAUAUCCUCCCUGAUGAUUUUGUUCGUGCCAUUAAGCACUCUGACUACAGUUCUGCUACUACAAAACUAAAUGUAGCAGUUGAUAAAUUGCCCGAAUUUCGCUGUUGCAAGUUAGAUCACCCACAUGCUGGCCCACAGCAUGUCGGCACAAUUCAUAUAGGUUCAGAAAGCAUGGAGGAGAUUCACUCUGCAUGUCAAGAUGCAGUAAAUGGAGUACCAUCGAGAAGACCGGUUAUUGAGAUGACAAUUCCCUCUGUACUGGACAAAACUAUUUCUCCACCUGGUAAGCAUGUGAUCAACCUGUUUGUGCAGUAUACACCCUACAAACCAUUGGAUGGUGAUUGGCAAGAUCAUGACUACAGAGAAUCGUUUGCACAAAAAUGCUUCAAGUUGAUUGAUGAAUAUGCCCCUGGCUUCAGCACAUCAAUCAUUGGUUACGAUAUGCUGACUCCACCGGACCUUGAAAGGGAAAUCGGUUUGACAGGAGGGAAUAUAUUCCAUGGAGCUAUGGGGUUGGAUUCCCUUUUCCUCAUGCGACCUGCAAAGGGAUGGUCAAACUACAAGACUCCGCUUCGAGGGUUAUACUUAUGCGGAAGUGGGGCACAUCCUGGUGGUGGUGUUAUGGGAGCACCUGGGCGUAAUGCUGCUCGUUUAGUUCUUCAAGAAGUUGGAGAAAGAACUUAAAGUGGUGAUACUGAGUUAUGAUUCUCACCCAAAUGGUUACUGCCUGCAAACUGGCUCGGAAAGAUGGCUAUGGCUCUUUCAUUGGAAUUAUAUGCAGUAACUAUUGCAAAAUUUGCAACGCGUCAGAUAGAAGAAUCAUCGUGACAAUGAUUUAUCAAUUUGGAUGAGCUGCAUAACAAAGAUGCAGAAACCUGUAAUGUGGAUUUCCGAACACUACAACUUGUAAUCCUUUUUGAUAAUUUGACUGCUGUUCAAUGCAUUGAUUCCAGUAAUUACUGUUUGACACAGGACAUCCAUGGUUGAUCAUGAAUAUGAAUUAUAAUGUGUAGGAAAGUA